UGUUCCUCUAACUCUAAGAAACUUCACUUUACUAGAAAAAUUAUGUCUUAGCAACAUUUUUAACAUUUGUGAGCGCGAAAUUUAACACUGCCAGAUUGCAUGAACAAAACUGUUAGUGGGAAAAUCCGAAUCUGGCAUCACGUCACUAUGGUUUCUCUGCAUCACCUUACAUUUGUCCACCUUGUUGCAUCAGCUGUUUCUGUUGUUUAAUGAAGAAUGGAUUUGACGCUGGACAAAAAGCUUCAGGGAUUUCAAUUGGUGGCUCAGGAAAAGCUUUGCUCUAUACUAUGUUCCAUACCCGGUAAAAAGGAGUUGAUUCUGGAGCCAGACUUAAUCAAGCCACUCGAACAUGUCGUCACUGCCUCCUGGUUAAAGCUGAAGGGCAUUCAGCGGAUCUACAAACAUGAUGCCGCACAGCCUUUACCACGAUCCGCGGAUCAGGUGCACAUCUAUAUGAUACGCAGUGUUUUGGGCAAAUUUCAGACGUUACUCAAGCAAUUGCAACCGGUGGCUUCAGAGGAUAUGCCGGACGUCUCCCUGAAGAUGUAUCAUAUAGUCUGUAUUCCCAGUUGCUAUUCCUAUUUCCAAACUCUCCUAGAACAAGCUGGUCUUUACGGACUAGUCCAACUUCAUCAGUUUAACUGGGAUUUCAUAUACUUCGAUCAAGGAGUACUCAGCUUGGAGCUGCCCAAUCUCUACGAGUGCCUCUACCUCCAAGGAAACACAUCUCCAUUGCCUUCAAUGGCCCAAAGUCUGCGGCUGCUUCAGAUGAUUUGCGGACAACCAGCGUUGAUCUUGAGCUUUGGCAACCACUCAUCCCAACUACUACAAAUGCUAAAGGCUCUUGGCAAGGUUCCAGAAUCUAAGAAUCCUCCGGACUACGGAGGAUGGCUAAUCAUCGAUCGGGAUAAGGAUUACGCUGCCAGCCUGCUCACGCCGGCCAUAUAUGCAGGUCUUCUUUUGGAAGUUUUCGAGCAGCGUUCCGGGGAAAUUAUAGUGGAUACUUCCAAGAACAAGAUUAGCAGCCAGCGUGUGGAGUUACUUCAGGGGAAAAAGGCCAAGGUUGGACUAAGUACAGCCAACAAGCCAUGCUCCAUUCGCCUUAGCUCCUCAUCCGAUGAGAUCUAUGCUGAUAAUCGCUACAGGCGGUUUGCCCAGGUCAGCAGUUUAAUCCACGCACAAGUUAAAGCCCUGGGCUUGGAACUCCAGAAGCUAAAUGACAUGCAGCUGGAGGAGAUGCAUGACUAUGUGGCCAGAAAGCUACCAAAACUCACCGAGCUGAAAAGCAAAGUCCUAAGGCAUUUGAAUGCCAGUGAAAUUGUGAUCAAAAUGAUGGGUAACUUUAGAAGGUUGCAAACGCUGGAGGAGGACAUAUUGAACAAUGUGUCCCGGAAGCGAUUGCUAAGCGAGAUUGAUGAGAUGUUGACCACUGAUGGUCAGAGAUUUAAUACCCUACGAUUGCUGUGCCUUUUGCAUCAUUGCGUAGGAGUGGCUCCCGAAGAGCUGCAGAUCUUUGCAAGAAACUACUGUAAUCUCUUUGGUCACCAGGAAUUGGGUGUGUUCCAGCAAUUGUCGCAGGCGGGAUUAUUGCCACCACUUUUGGCGGAGAAGAAAGCGCCAACCAAACUGCUUUCCAAUCUACCGCUGCCCAAAUUCCAACAAACCGAAUUUCAGGCCAAUGCCAAUCGACUUAAGCUGUUAACAUCCUGUGGAGAUGGGCCAGAUGGUGGCUCCUCUUCUAAAGGCCAAGCUGGCGCCUUGCAAUCCUGUCCCAGUUUUGUGUUUAAUGGUACUUACAUCCCUUUGGUGGCGCAGCUCUGUUCGGUUUUGUUAAAAACUAACAGUGCAGAGGAGUUAUCCUUAAAACUGGAAAUGAUUGAGGGAUUGCACCUCCAUUUGGACACUGGUAAAACCACACCAAAGGCCUUUGCUAACCAACUAAAGGUCAGCGGAAAUGGAGAUCAAGAUAUUUUUCCAUUGCGCCUUAGAAAUCUUUUUGUUUUUGUCGUGGGAGGUGCUAGCUAUGCAGAAAUCGCCGCCUGCGAUUUUGUGGCGAAGCUUACGGGCGCCCAAAUCACCGUGGCAUCUGACUCUCUAAUGGCGGGCAGCGAUUUGAUCGCCACCGCCUUCAACCACUGACCACCAAGUAACCAAGAAUCUAUGUAUCAAAUUAAAUAUAUAUAUAUUUUUAUAUAAAUAUCUUUAAAAAAUCUUG
Molecule: messenger RNA, 2215 nt
Organism: Drosophila eugracilis
Lineage: Eukaryota; Metazoa; Arthropoda; Insecta; Diptera; Drosophilidae
Gene: Vps33B
Product: vacuolar protein sorting-associated protein 33B
Exons: 4
Coding region: 217-2139 (640 amino acids)
Biological process (GO): intracellular protein transport; vesicle-mediated transport
Cellular component (GO): CORVET complex; lysosome
Source: RefSeq, a predicted model, not a curated record